Molecule: messenger RNA, 2209 nt
Organism: Acyrthosiphon pisum (pea aphid)
Lineage: Eukaryota; Metazoa; Arthropoda; Insecta; Hemiptera; Aphididae
Product: phospholipase B1, membrane-associated
Exons: 8
Coding region: 202-1467 (421 amino acids)
Biological process (GO): phospholipid metabolic process
Molecular function (GO): glycerophospholipase activity
Source: RefSeq, a predicted model, not a curated record
UGCGUGUGAGUGUGUGUGCGCGUGAGAGUGUGCAUAGUGUCUGUUACCUGUGCGCCGCGAUCGCUUCACCGACGUUAUUUACAGUUCGACUCUCAUCGCGGGGACCACGUGCCAUGGCCGGCGUCGAUCUCGAUCUGUUUUCUCCGAAAAUGGACUUACGAGAAAAGUGACCCACGAUGAAAGGCGCCAUCAAGCAAAGCGAUGUUGACCAAUAGAAACGUCUUGAUAUAUUUCUGCGCGGUCGCGUGGUGCACCGCCCAAAGGCUGACCUUCGAGCAGCUUUUGCCCAACAGAAACAAUGGCAGGAAUGUCCGAAUGACGCCGGCCGUGAGCGAAGACAUCGUCAUGACGCCUGGGCCCACGGGAAUCAGGAGACAGCCGUCAUUUCCGGGAUCGAUGCCGUUCCCGUGCAAGAACAUGACGUCUCCGGGACUCGGCAGGAGCAUUGUGCGACCGACCAGCGUGCACAGGCUCCGGCCCGGUGACAUUGACGUCGUGGGAGCCAUGGGCGACAGUCUGGUGGCCGGAAACGGUGCGCUCGAAGAAUUCGCCAUGGGAACGUUGAUCGAGUACCGAGGAGUGUCUUGGGCGGCAGGCGGCGAAGCUACGUGGCGGAACUACCUGACGCUGCCCAACAUUCUCAAAGAAUUCAACCCCGGGCUGAAGGGCUAUUCCGUGGGCAAAGGCGAAUUUCUCGCGCCCAACUCUCACAUGAACGUCGCUUUCCCCGUGUCGGCUGACUUCGAUGCGUAUAGGCAGGCGCAGUUCUUGGUGAAGAAGAUGAAAAAAGACCCGGACGUGGAUUUCAAAAACGACUGGAAGCUGAUUACCAUGUUUUUCGGCGCCAACGACUUGUGUUCGGGGCAGUGUUACGACAAGGACGGCACGACUCCGUUACAGCACAGCAAGAAACUGCAAAAAGCGUUAGACUACCUCCAGACCAAUCUUCCCAGGACGUUCGUGAACCUCGUGCCCGUCCUAGACGUGUCAGUCAGCGUACGCGUGAAGAGGUCAUUCAUGUGCCAUAUGCUACACAGGUUCUUCUGUACCUGUUUCCACCAGAAGGGAGACGAAAUGGAUCAGAUCACGCAAAUGGUCCGAGAUUAUCAGACUGCCGAACAGAUUUUGAUCAACAGUGGUCGAUACAACAAAAAAGAAGACUUCACCGUGGUCAUCCAACCAUUCAUCAAACUGUUCAACGCGCCGCUGGACAAGAAGCGGCAAUUCGAAGAGGUCAUAGACAUAUCGUACGUCACUUACGAUUGUUUCCAUUUCAGUCAAAAGGGACACGCUUUAGCUGCCAAUUUGCUGUGGAACAACAUGUUGCAACCCGUCGGCACGAAAUCGGAGACAACGAUGGACUUCAUCAUGAAGGACUUCGUCUGUCCGACGCCCCGCAGUCCGUACUUAUUCACUGCCAACAAUUCGGUGCCAUUGGACUAUCGAUACGACAACAGGCUCAGAUGAACGAACAACCGCCGAACGUCGUUCCGGUCGUAAGACAUAAUAUUAUUAUUAGGCAAACGCCGAUACACACGACGUAGGUACACCAUCAUCGAUACAUGCAUAAUUUAUAAUUAUCGUUUUUAAAUUUAUUGUUUUAUACUGUGUAUACAUUAUUAUUAUUAUUUCAAAUGUUUUCUCGACGUUCUUUCAUUGUCAUUACUACUACUACUAUUAUUAUUAUUAUUAUUAUUAUUAUUAUUGUUAUUAUUUUAAGAUUUGCAUAAAAUUAAUUUACACAUGUGCACACGAGACGUGUGUACGUCACACGUCAGUCGUCGAGUUCCGAGUGUAUCCGGUUAGCUAGUAUAUUAUUAUUAUAAUAACGUUUUAGACAAUGUUUAAUAAUAAUAAUAAUUCGGACAAAUCGCAUUUCCUCCCAUCGUACAUAAUGUUAAUAUAAUAUACUGCAACGCGCGUGUUUAUCCUAUCCGUUCUGGAAUUUCUGCAGGCAGCGUUUGACGACAGAUACCAAUUAAUACCGGGUACCAUGAAGACUUCUUUUUUUUUUUUAAUCUUUAAUCGUAUUUAUAUUUUUUUCUCGUCUCACACCACACUCGUCGUCGCCAUCAUGAGUAGUUCCAGAUCACUGAAAUUACCAUAACGUAUACACGAUAAUAUUAUAAUUGUUUUUACAACGAUUUUUAUCGAUACCUAUAUUAUAACACUACAAUAAAAAACAUGUAUUAAAAUAUUAUAAUAUAGA